This is a messenger RNA of Archocentrus centrarchus (flier cichlid), 1113 nucleotides long. RefSeq names its product CD209 antigen-like protein C. Gene Ontology annotation, molecular function: signaling receptor activity. Gene Ontology annotation, cellular component: plasma membrane; cell surface. NCBI's taxonomy places the organism in Eukaryota, Metazoa, Chordata, Actinopteri, Cichliformes, Cichlidae. The transcript has 8 exons. The coding region runs from base 101 to 934 and encodes 277 amino acids. The record is from RefSeq and is a predicted model, not a curated record. Gene Ontology annotation, biological process: regulation of natural killer cell mediated cytotoxicity.
GUGCAGAAUAGCACUCUGUCUACCAGGGUUAGUACUGCAUAACUGUGAGAGUACAGUUUACACUCAGUAAGUCCUGAUCAGCUGUCUCAGUCCUCUCACGAUGUCCUCAGAUAUUUAUACCAAGGUGAGAUACAACAGAAAAGAGCAGGAAGACGGAGCCGAGUGGGCGCAGAGGGAGGUGGAUAUCUACGAGAGUACGGAUGUCAUCAGAGAUAGUUAUGCUCAUUUUCAGUCACAGGAAGGAGGACCGCAGACUCAGAACCCUCCAUCAGUCCAGAAGGGGUCCUUCAGAUGUGCUAAACUGGGUCUAAGAGUGCUGUGCCUCCUGAUGUUAGCUGGGAUCAUCAUCCUGUCCAUAUGCUAUAUUUUAGUCAGUUUGGAAAAAGAGCAGCUGAGCAUCAGUUACAGUCGGCUCCAGGCUGAUCAUUCAGUGAACUUGUGUCAGCUACAGAGCAGGUAUGAUAGCUUAAGUAAAAACUACAGUCAGCUACAGACCAGGCUGUCAGCAGACAAAAUUCAGCUCCAGGAAGAAGUGAAGCAGUUAAAGGACACGAUGGAAAAGAUGUGUCCUGAAGGAUGGAGCAGAUUUGGAUGCAGCUGCUACUUUAAAUCCACUGAGAGGAAAACUUGGUCUGAGAGCUGGACAGACUGUUGGAAUAAAAGAGCUGAUCUGGUGAUCAUAAAGAGCAAAGAGGAACAGCAAUUUAUCAGUAAACUGAACCUGAGAGGAGAGUCCUGGAUUGGUCUGGAGGCCAAAAAUAAACAGAUGUCAAGACUAUAUAAGUGGGAAUGGGUGGACAGAUCAGCACUCGAAGAAAGUAAGAUGUUCUGGGCACCAGGAUUUGGGAAUCCCAGUACAGGUUACUGUGGAGUAUGCUGUGAUGAUCAUGGGAGGUGGACACACUCACCUCAAUAUAGUUAUGGGCAUGUUUAGGCCUGGAUCUGUGAGAAACGAAUGUUGUGCUGUGAUUGAUGACAGAGGGAUGUGAAAUAUGAGAUUUAAAUGUUUGAAUAAUCCAUCCAAAGACACCUCACUAUGAAACGUCCUGCAGGAGCCUCAGACUCAGCUUACAUCAUAUAUUGAUUACAUAUAUUGUCCCUCUGUGCUGUACA